AUGUCGGCCCGUGAAUUCAAAGUACCAAAUUUGAAUGAUGUGAAGAUGAUCGUUCACAGUAAAUUCGGUAUCACCCCCUGUGCUACUUGGCAACUUCAGUCGGCUUUGCAUCAGCUUGAGAAGAAGAAUGUCUUUACUAUUUCUCCAACUGGCUCAGGCAAAACGUUCAUGUUCUGGAUCCCCCUUCUAUUCAACAACAACGGAAUUAUCCUCAUAGUGACACCUCUGAAUAUUCUUGGUGAGAAAACUCAUAACGAAGCAAAAACGCUGGGCUUCCCGGCCUACAAUCUUUCUACAGAAAAUGCUACCGAUGAAGCUUUCAAUGAGUCUGAUCUGUACCCUAGAAUUUGUUACAGUGCCGCGUCACGGUCGCGUCACGGCCGCGUCAAUUUCACCUGGCCCUACAGUAAUUAUUAGGCACAAUUAAUAGCCUGCCUCCGACUCCGACGACACAACUUGAAGUUGCACAUGAUCUAACACUUUUGAAAUGCCAUGCAAUUUCAUUUUCCAAAUCCGAGUCUCACGUCCUUUCAUCCAUCUCCAGGAUGAAUACAGAGAAGAACGAGCAAGGAGGUUUCUAUCAGCAAAGUUCUAAGGGGCUGCUUCCGCACCCUCUAGGUCUAGUUCAAGCCCGGAGGCAUUCAAGGGGGCCUGCCUUUCGCAAGUUUCUCGUUUUUGGAAGCUUCACCCUUAUCUGUUUUCUACUCUACAAGGCUCACUCUAUCUCUUGCUUCCAUGGUUUGAAG
Molecule: messenger RNA, 746 nt
Organism: Suillus bovinus
Lineage: Eukaryota; Fungi; Basidiomycota; Agaricomycetes; Boletales; Suillaceae
Exons: 2
Coding region: 1-417 (138 amino acids)
Molecular function (GO): nucleic acid binding; ATP binding
Source: RefSeq, a predicted model, not a curated record